Molecule: messenger RNA, 3378 nt
Organism: Amaranthus tricolor (Joseph's coat)
Lineage: Eukaryota; Viridiplantae; Streptophyta; Magnoliopsida; Caryophyllales; Amaranthaceae
Product: histidine kinase CKI1
Exons: 8
Coding region: 1-3378 (1125 amino acids)
Biological process (GO): phosphorelay signal transduction system; phosphorylation
Cellular component (GO): nucleus
Molecular function (GO): phosphorelay sensor kinase activity
Source: RefSeq, a predicted model, not a curated record
AUGGGGGAAAUAGUCUCGAUUAUCGCCAUGAAGCCCUUUACCUUCUUCUUCCUCUUGACUUUUGCUAUCCUUUUGUUACCAAGUAUCCUAAUACCAUAUUGGUAUCAUAUGAUGAAAAAGAUAGAGGGAAAUGUGGAAAUGGCAACAAGUUUUGGUCGUCAUGAACUCAUGACAAAUAUUGAAGAUGCUGCAAAACUUAAUAUUCCAAUCAAUUCAUCUUCCAUUAAUCUUGCUAGGGUUUUGGAAAACCAGUUUGUUGCUGAUAAUAAUAUUUUAUUUUCCGACAUCAAAGCUAAGGUGAUGCCAGCAUUAUAUGAAGCACAAUUAAUCAUUCCUCAUGUAAUGCAAGUUUCAUACAUAGGAUUAGAUGGCCUCUUCUUCUCAUACACCAAACAAGAUGAUCAAAUAUUUGCCAUAUAUUCCAACACAACAUUCAAAAACAAUCUUGAUCAUUACAUUUGGUACACUCAACUUGUGAACUCUACAACUGGACACUUACAUGGAGAAACCAUGAUCACAAAACCAUCCAUUCUUGUUAAUGAGACAUGGUUUAAACAAGCCAUAAAUAGUCCAAAUGGUUAUGUUUCAAUUGGGUUUCAAUGGAAUACUACUAGUACUAAAAAACAUGUCUCAAAUUUGUUGUUGGAUACCAUGAGAUUAGGCCAAAUAGGGGCCCUUUCUCUAGGCUUUUCUUUGGAAGGAAUAACUGAUGUUUUUACUAGUACUAAGCUAUUGGGUUCAGCAAGUUUAUAUAUUGCUAGUAUGGAUUGUGGGUAUGUACUCAUGGAUGGUAUAAAGGAUGCUAACAUAAGGUUUGAAAAUGGCUAUGCUUUGAUUCAAGGGAGGAACCAAAAUUAUGUUGGUCAUGUUCCAUGUAAACACAAUGGUGUUAGAAAUGUUGGUGGCAUCACAUUGGAGAUUGCUGGAAUCGACUUCAUUUUCUAUUGCUCAACAAUAGAUAUAGCUACUGUGCCAUUGGGAUAUGUAUUAGCCUUUCCAAGCAAAGGACUAGUUCAUGUUCACAAUCACACCAAAGUGGCAUUAAUACUUCUAGUUAUCAUGAUGGUUGCCAUGGUGAUUUCCGUCUUGGCGUUUGUUGCCUUGAUCGUAAGGGCAGCUAGACGAGAGGUGCACCUAUGUGCAGCAUACAUGAGGGAGAUGGAAAGAACAUCCCAAGCCGAGAGGAAGAACAUGAAGCAAAGCCUAGCCUUUGCAAGAGCUAACCAUGACGUUCGUGGUUACUUAGCUUGCAUUAAGGGCUUGAUUCAGCUCUCGUAUACCGAUCUUCCUCCUUCUUCUGAAGUAGUCUCUAACAUGAAGAAGAUAGAAACUUGUGCUGAGGACUUAUUAGUAUUAGUGAACUCGAUUCUAGAUUUCAGCAAGAUGGAAGCUGGAAAAAUGCAACUAGAGGAGACGGAAUUCGACCUAGGACAGCUUCUUGAAGACAUAGCUGAUUUGCAACACCCAGUUGCUACGAAAAAAGGGGUAGAUGUAAUUCUAGACCCUUGCGAUGGCUCGAUAUUCAAGUUUUCCCUUGUGAAAGGCGAUCGUAGCAAGCUUAAACAGAUUUUAGGCAACUUGCUAAGUAAUGCAGUCAAAUUUACUUCACAAGGGCACAUUUCUAUCAGAUGCCAUGCUAGGAAAUUGAGUUUAGAGAACUCGAUUAUUGCUUCAAAUAGGAAUAGCCUCUUGAACAGGUUAUCGAGUUUUUUUCAUAAGAAUAAGCGUGCGUACAAUGAUCUCGAGGAGAUGAAGACUAUCAAGCAAGAUCCAAAUUGCAUGGAGUUUGAAUUUGAAGUGGAGGAUACGGGUCCUGGGAUACCUAAGGACAAGCGUCUUUUAAUAUUUGAAAACUUUGUUCAAGUCAAAGAAACCUCUGCAGGACAAGUUGGCACCGGCUUAGGACUUGGCAUUGUUCAAUCUUUGGUAAGAUUGAUGGGAGGAGACAUAGAAAUUGUGGACAAAGCCAAUGGUGAGAAAGGGACUUGCUUUAGGUUCAACAUUUUCUUGAUAGUGCAAGAGGAAACGGUAGCGCAUGAUCAUCCAACAGAACAACUAUUAACAGAACAUAAGGACACCAAUCUAAGCGCAGGGCUAACCACUUGUGUUCAAAGUCCAAGAACCGAAAAGUCCUUAGUGAUUCUCUUGAUCAAGAAUGAAGCGCGAAGAGGAAUGGUUCAAAGAUACAUGGAAUCUCUUGGAAUCAACGUAUUUGUCCUUAGCCAAACGAAGCAAUUCUCGUCUACUCUCAAAAAGAUCAAGUCCAAAAUCAUUGAGCCUCAAUGUUACAACUCAUCAUCAGGGAGGUCGGACUUUAGCCCUCCUUGUGGGACCACUUACUUGAGUAGUAGCUCUGACUGCUGUAAACCCGGUCCAAAAUUGUUGCCUCUUAGUAGGAUGGAAGGUCGUGAUGAUGUUUUACCAGUGUAUAGAAGGUCUAAGAUUCGCGGGCCAAUGAAGUGCAUACUACUCGUGAUAGACUGUAACGCAGGGGAUGAUUUUCAGAAACUGCAGAGAGUUGUGUCUCAGUUCAGAAAGGAUCUUCACAUGACUUGCACCAAGGUAGUUUGGCUCGAUAGGCCUGACACUCGUAGGGAACAUUUUCAAGGUUUACAAGAUGAGAAUCUACCUCCAACUGAUCAUAUAAUGUCCGAGCCACUUCAUGGGUCACGCUUAUCGAGGAUUAUAAGGCUUCUUCCUGAGUUUGGGGGUACUACUUAUGUGGUAUCAAAGGCACACCCACAAUCAGAAACAGAAGAAGAAUUUGUCGAGUCUAGUGGGGGUGAGACAAAAGUGAUUAGAAACAGAAAGAACACAAAAAUCGAACCUCCUGCUGAUAGUUUUGGUCGAGAUCAACUAGAAGUACAUCGAUUCACAAGAAGCUCAAGGAGCUCAAGCAGCGACAAACCCAAGUCACAAACGACUAAAAUCGCGCAGGAAAGGGAAGAGACCAAUCAAACACUUCCUUUGGAGGGGAAGAAAAUAUUGAUAGUCGAAGAUCACCUAUUACAAAGAAAGUUGGCUCAAACAUGUGUGACUCGUUUAGGUGCCGACAAUCAACUAUGUGGGAACGGCAAAGAAGCACUUGACAUAGUAUGCAAGGCUUUGAGUGAGUUACUAAAUGAAGGAACCGAGUUUCCAUAUGAUCUAAUUCUCAUGGACUGUCAGAUGCCGGUGAUGGAUGGUUUUGAAGCGACAAAGAGAAUCCGCGAGGAAGAGAAGAAAUACGGAGUACACAUACCGAUCAUAGCAUUAACAGCACAUGAGAUGGAUGGAGAAGAAGGAAAGAAGAUAGCUGAAGCAGGAAUGGAUUUUCAGUUAACAAAGCCACUCCAAAGGAAUGAGCUUCUAAAUUUAGUAAAUCUUGUAUUAGGCUAA